This is a messenger RNA of Schistosoma bovis, 3467 nucleotides long. The record is from the annotation of a GenBank genome assembly. NCBI's taxonomy places the organism in Eukaryota, Metazoa, Platyhelminthes, Trematoda, Strigeidida, Schistosomatidae.
CUGAUAUAACUGUGAUAAUAGUAAACGGAGUCAUUUUCAACAUCAUGUUACAAACCCAAAUUACACUUCAGCGUGAUUACUAUUUGUCGUUUCGGGUAAGCAUUAAGCACCUGCAACAUCAUCGCAAUAAUGUAUGAAGACGAGAUCUGUGCAAAGUUUUGUAUUCGCUGCUUUUGUGAAUGAUUUGAACUCUGACCUGUUACUGCGCCACAUCUAACUUAUCGCUAUAAAUCAGUAGAGAUUCUAAAAGUUUACAAGGGUGAUAAUGUAUCAAGUCAUCGGUGCUUUUAUAUUUCACAGACCGGAAAGUUGGAUCCAUUUCUAACGACGACAAAACUGGAACUGGUCAAUUUUGUAUCUACUACUAAAGAUCAUCCUCAACCUUCACCAUCAUCAUCACUGGCUGUAUCUGUUAUGUGGAAUAAUUUUAGUGAUAGAGAAAUAUUAUCAAUCAAUCCACAGCUUCUAAUUAUUGUUUAUGAUGGGGAAUUAAAUUCAAAAUUAAAAGUUAUAUUUGAAUCACAUGCAUGGGAAGUAUUCAAAAGAUCCAACUUAUUUUUGGAUAUCGAUCAGUUUAAUGAGAUAAUUUAUAGCAAGCGUUCUAAUCAGUCUAAUAUGAAUAUUUCAGUAUCCGUUUUCCCAUUUAUUUCAAACGCUAUGGCGUAUAAAUUUCUAAUUUGGAUUUUGUUGUAUGGAUUUGCUGUGACUAGCAUCUCAUUGGGCGCAUGGAUAAUUAUUGUUAACCAUGAAAAGCUGUUACUAGAUUACUCUAGACAUCAAAGUUUGCUACCAAAGUUCAAAUCUUCUUUGUAUUUAUAUAUUAUCGUGUGUUUGGUAAUUUCUGUUACACUCUUGUUGCUAACUUACUUCCUGUAUGAUGUAGUAGUAUAUCUCCUAAUAGCACUAUUUGUACUGGUAGGCGCAAGUUCAAUUUCGACAUUCCUUACAUUUGUUAUCCAACGUAUUGCUCCUGCAACAACCAAAACGAUAACAAUUAAUGUAAAAUGUUGUCGAGUUAUUAGUCCCAGAAAAAUAUAUAUUCUUUCUCUAGUUACUUUCCCAAUCGGUUUGGCCAUAGCUACAACGUGGUUGGUAUUUCGUAAUAAUGACAUAAUUGGUUGGCCUUUGCAAUCUGUUAUCGGGAUGUUUAUAGUGGCAGUGAUUAUUUCAUCUGGGUUGAUUAUACCAUCAGUCAAGGUUGGUACACUUUUGUUUACUGCAUUUCUGAUCUAUGAUAUAUUCUUCGUAUUUAUUACUCCCCUAUUCAUAUCAACUGCAUCAACUAAUGUCAGUCAUUCCUCUGAGCAUAUCCAACUUACUAGAACACGACGUUCAACUGCUCAUAGUUUUAUGGAAGCCGUAGCAACUGGUUCAGCCGGUAAAAGUGGAGAACUGAUACCGUUAUCAUUUCGUCUACUUAUCAAUGAACAUAUAGAAGUAAAUAAACAUAAUAACGCGACCAUGCCAUAUGCUUCUCUUCUAGGAUUCGGUGAUGCUGUUAUUCCCGGAAUAUUUAUUCAAUUCCUGGCAUUCUAUGAUGCAUGUUGGCGUGCUCCGUACUAUCGACACUUUUUAGGUGGAAUUUUAGGUUGGUUUCUUUUAUUAGAAAGAGAUUAUUUCCUUAAAUCUAUUUUUAUGAUCAAUUUAGUUUUUUUUAUGCGUAAAAAAUACAGUAGAAAUGAGAAACAAUAACGUAUCAGUGCUUUUACAGCAACUUUGUGUACCUAUGAUUAGCAUAUUUGCUGUUCAAAUGGUCUAUAAUUUUCUGAAAUCACUUUCCUCGACUUUUUUGAGAAAGCUUUCAAUUGUGUUUAAGUGUGCCGAAUUAUAAAAAUAGAACGUAAAAACAAUAAUUUUGUCAUAAGCAACCUACUUACGCCUGUCACCUCCCGUGGUGGAGCAUAAGCCGUUCAUCAGGAAUCUCCAUCGAACUUUGUCCUUAGCGAUCCUUUCCAGUUGUUAUCUAUUCUUUUGAUGUCUACUUCCAAUAUUGUGGAAGUUAUUUAGGGCUUUCAAUAUUACUCGACCUUCAAUAUAGCACAAUGACAGGAUGUCUAAUUUACUAACACUAUCACGAAUUUUUUUUAUAGAAUCUGGUUAGUAUUCAAAAUUAGGGAACUACAUUAUCAUGUAAUUGUUCAGUUGAGUCACAUCCGAUUGAUUAUUUGCCCCUCAAUCCUUAAAAAAUUACCCAAAAUAAUAUUUGAAUAUCCGAUAAUUAAAAAUCUCCAUUAUUCUUCUUCCUAUAUACAUUUGACUAAAAAAUGCUUUCAGUAACAAGGGGAUUAUACAAAGUGUCUAACUAAAAACGAUGUUUAAUAUCAAAAAUUGAAAUAUGGAGUUCGAAGUCAUUUCUUUGUCACAUAUCUCACAAAAUAUGCCCGAUAUGUCAUAUUACUGUAUAAUUAAUUCCUACUUUUAAUUAUCUUCUAAGUAAUAAUUUUUAUUUUAUCACCGGCGUUUUUAUGGCACUUGUGUACGUGAUAAUAAAUUGUAAAACAUUUUAUAUUUGCUAACAUCAUCGAUACCCCACUCAAUAUAUGUAUUUAAAAUUCCUUUUAGUUACACACACACAAAUACUCAUACUGAAAACUAUCGUAUUAUGACCUUGAACUGACGGAAAUGUUUACAUCUUUCUGUUUAAGUGGUGUGAGAGAUCUACUAAUAUUUAGUUUAACUACUAGAAAGAAAUAUUUUGAUAAAAUGAAUGUUUGUUUGAAAUUAUUAGUCAUUUUAUUUUGCAACAUCCUACUAAUCUUAUCGUAUUGUUGUUGAAUGGUUGGGUAACAAUGUAUUUAUCAUAAAUGGCCUUAAUUGACUUAUUUCCUCUAUACAUGUAUGUAAAUAUUACCUUAUAUUUAAGCAAAGAUCACAUUAGAAACAAUAUUGUUUGCUGAUAAGUUUUAUUCCAAAGGAGAAAAACAUUUGUUUGAAAAAAUCUGAAUAAGAGUUUAUGUUUCUCGAAAUCCAGUUCAUUUGUUAUUUCUUUAUCAAUUUAUCAUUGACUUUGGUUACUAUUUUAGGUUACUCACUUGGUUUCAUAGUUACCAUCAUUAUGUUAAAUGUUACUAAUAUCAGUCAACCAGCUUUAUUGUAUCUAUGUCCAUUUACUCUUCUUGUAACCUUCAUUGUUGUCAUCGUUUGUGAUGGUCUAAAUGAAUGGAAACUAAUGUGGUCAGGCAGUUUGCCUACAUUGGUCGAUAAUUCAAAUAUGAAUCCGACUGGCGAUAGCGACCGGGUUAAUCAACCAACUGGUUCUUUAGAAGUGAAUAAUCUAUAUUCAGUUGAAAAUAAAUCGCUUAACCAUUCAAAAACUUCACUAGUCCCUGAGCUAUCAUAAUAAUACUGAUAUAGUAUUACUUAUACCAAAAAAAGAAAAGGAACGUACUGUGGCUUUUAUUUCUUUCUUAUCUUUGUAAAUGCUUAUUUUCGUGAUGACUUUGUGAUUACAUCCGCAUUUUUAUUUG